This is a messenger RNA of Macrosteles quadrilineatus (aster leafhopper), 2295 nucleotides long. RefSeq lists its product as uncharacterized. Bases 1 to 2295 code for a protein of 764 amino acids. Lineage: Eukaryota; Metazoa; Arthropoda; Insecta; Hemiptera; Cicadellidae. The transcript is spliced from 2 exons. The record is from RefSeq and is a predicted model, not a curated record.
AUGCUUGCCUACUUGGGGAUCACCCUGUAUCUCGCAUCCGCUGUACUGGCAGACAGUGGACAGUACUAUGCGGCCCCUGGGCAGGUAUAUUCACCGUACAAGUUGGAUAGCAAGAAGAAACUAAGUCUCACGGCAAACGUAGGAAUCGGUAGUGGCAGUGGUUCUAAAAGACCAGGAUUCUACGUUGGAGGAGGGCUUGGGGCUGGAAUCGGAGGAGCAGGGAUUUCAGCAUCCGGAUCCAUCAGUAGUGGAGGAUAUAGACCUAGCGGCGCAGGAUCAUCAGCCACGGCUGGCUCUGCAAAUGGUGCAAACAAAAGACCUGGAAGUGGAGGAUCGGCAUCUACUGGAAGUGGUGCAGUAGCCGGUGGAUAUGGAGGAAGUGGAGGAGUAGCCGGUGGAUAUGGAGGUAGCACAGGAUAUGGUGGCUCAGGAGCCACAGCGACUAGUGGUUCUGGAAGUGGAGGAGUAUCCGGUGGAUAUGGAGGUAGCGCAGGAUAUAGUAGUUCAGGAUCAACAGCCAGCAGUGGUUCUGGAAGUGGUGGAGUAGCAGGUGGAUAUGGAGGUGGUGCUGGAUAUGGUGGUUCAGGUUCCACAGCGACUAGUAGACCUGGUAGUGGAGGAGUAGCGGGUGGAUAUGGAGGAAGCGCUUCAUAUGGGGGUUCAGGUUCAACAGCAACUAGUGGAUCUGGAAGUGGAGGAGUAGCCGGUGGAUAUGGAGGAAGCGCUGGAUAUGGUGGUUCAGGUUCAACAGCGACUAGUGGAUCUGGAAGCGGAGGAGUGGCGGGUGGAUAUGGAGGAAGCGCUGGAUAUGGAGGUUCAGGUUCAACAACGACUAGUGGAUCUGGAAGCGGAGGAGUGGCGGGUGGAUAUGGAGGAAAUGCUGGAUAUGGAGGUUCAGGUUCAACAGUGACUAGUGGAUCUGGAAGCGGAGGAGUGGCGGGUGGAUAUGGAGGAAGCGCUUCAUAUGGGGGUUCAGGUUCAACAGCAACUAGUGGAUCUGGAAGUGGAGGAGUAGCCGGUGGAUAUGGAGGAAGCGCUGGAUAUGGUGGUUCAGGUUCAACAGCGACUAGUGGAUCUGGAAGUGGAGGAGUGGCGGGUGGAUAUGGAGGAAGCGCUGGAUAUGGUGGUUCAGGUUCAACAGCAACUAGUGGAUCUGGUAGUGGAGGAGUAGCGGGUGGAUAUGGAGGAAGCGCUGGAUAUGGUGGUUCAGGUUCAACAGCGACUAGUGGAUCUGGAAGCGGAGGAGUGGCGGGUGGAUAUGGAGGAAGUGCUGGGUAUGGUGGUUCAGGUUCAACAGCAUCUAGUGGAUCUGGAAGUGGAGGAGUGGCGGGUGGAUAUGGAGGAAGCGCUGGAUAUGGUGGUUCAGGUUCAACAGCGACUAGUGGAUCUGGAAGCGGAGGAGUGGCGGGUGGAUAUGGAGGAAGCGCUGGAUAUGGAGGUUCAGGUUCAACAACGACUAGUGGAUCUGGAAGCGGAGGAGUGGCGGGUGGAUAUGGAGGAAAUGCAGGAUAUGGUGGUUCAGGUUCAACAGUGACUAGUGGAUCUGGAAGUGGAGGUGUGGCGGGUGGAUAUGGAGGAAGCGCUGGAUAUGGUGGUUCAGGUUCAACAACGACUAGUGGAUCUGGAAGCGGAGGAUUGGCGGGCGGAUAUGGAGGAAGCGCUGGAUAUGGAGGUUCAGGUUCAACAACGACUAGUGGAUCUGGAAGCGGAGGAGUGGCGGGUGGAUAUGGAGGAAAUGCAGGAUAUGGUGGUUCAGGUUCAACAGCAACUAGUGGAUCUGGAAGUGGAGGAGUAUCCGGUGGUUAUGGAGGAAGCGCUGGAUAUGGUGGGUUAGGUUCUACAGCGACUAGUGGUUCUGGAAGUGGAGGAGGAUCCGGUGGAUAUGGAGGAAGCUCUGGAUAUGGUGGUUUAGGGACGACUGCGACUAGUGGAUCUGGAAGUGGAGGAGUAUCCGGUGGUUAUGGAGGAAGCGCUGGAUAUGGUGGGUUAGGUUCUACAGCGACUAGUGGAUCUGGUAGUGGAGGAGUAGCCAGUGGACAUGGAGGAAGUGCAGGACAUACUGGUUCUGUAGGUAGUGGAUACGGAGGUAGUGCAGGAUAUGCAGGCUCAGGAUCUGUAAGUGGUGUCUAUGGUGGUUCUGCAGGGUCGGCUGGGGCUGGCACAGGGUACGGAGGUGCUAACACUGGAACUCUUACCGUAGUGGGAGGACAGCCUGUCUGUACAUGCCCAUGCAGUGGAUCUCGAGGAGGUUACCGGCAAACUGUCCCUGCCAGGGGUGGAGCAUAUUACGGAUAA